GGGAAAUGGGGGCGGGGCGAGACAGGGGAAAGUAAGAUGGCGGAGGGAGCAGAGAAGUCAGCAGCGACUCCGCCUGCCCCGGUGUCGUUCGGCUUCACUCGGACUACAGGGCGGAGGCGGUUUCUAGUAGUGACCGGGCAGGAUGGCGGCGAGGCGAAGCAGGAGCCCGACUUCCUCUCAGCCGUUGAGGGACGGGAGCUGCAAAGUGUCCGGCCAGCCCCACAGCCGAAAGAACUCGUCAUUCCUCUCAUCCAGAAGAACCAGUGGAAAAAGCCAGCAGCCCUUCUGGAGCCAGAUGCCAUCAAUGGUGACGAGGCUCAAGCAAUCCGAGAGCUUAUAGAAGAAUCCAAGAAGUCACAAGAGCAAUGGGAGAGUGGCAACAAGCCAGAUCCUGCAUUUGCUAUUCCCCUCCUUAUGCAGAACCGAGUGCCUGAUGGCUUUGAGGAUGGAGAAAAAGUGGAUGUCAGCCUCCGUCCAGAAUCGUCGACUGAGGCAGAUUAUGAAGAGGUACCAGUGGAAGCCUAUGGUUUUGCCAUGCUGAAGGGCAUGGGCUGGAAGGCUGGUGAGGGCAUUGGUCGCACUUUCAAGCAGGAUGUGAAGCCUCUUGAGAACCGUCUUAGGCCCAAGGGGCUGGGUCUUGGAGCAGACCGUUCAGCAGCUCAGGAGUUGGAACCCAUAGGACGCCGACGCCCUCUGAAGCCUGGCGAGGAGCCUCCAAAGGGCAAGGAUGAACCUUUGGGAUUGGUUCCGGGUGGUGCAGUUUUCAUUGAGGCUGGGCCUCACAAAGAGCUCUAUGGAAAGAUAGAAGGCGUAGAUGGAGAUAAUGCCCGUAUCAUGGUGAAAUUGGCCAUUGGUGGCAAAACAGUGACUGUGAGUCAGCACGGGGUUCGGCCUGUGACCCAGAAGGAAUAUGAUAAGCUAGCCAAAGAUCUGAGCCGCCUCAGCAAGGCCCAUAAAGAGAAGGAAGCAGAACAGCGUAAUGGGACUAAACUUGACUCAGACAACAGGGUGGAGGAAGACAAAAAGGAAAACAGAGACAAAAAGAGGAAACACCCAGCAGGCACUGACAGAGAUGACCGAGCUGGAAAGCAAAGUAAGGGGAGCAGCAGUAGCUCCAGUGUUCCUCACUGGCUGCGGAGAGACCUGCGAGUCCGCUUUGUAGAUAAACUCUACAAGGGAGGCAAAUACUACAAUACUAAGAUGGUGAUUGAAGAUGUCCUCAAACCAGACACAUGCGUCUGCCGAACAGAAGAGGGUCGGAUAUUGGAUGGAAUCCUGGAGUCCAUGCUGGAGACUGUAAUCCCACGGAGUGAUUCCGACCAGGUCAUGGUGGUGUUGGGGGAGCACUCUGGUCGGGUGGGGCGCAUUCUGCGUCGAGAUAAGGGGCAAAAUCGUGCAUUGGUGCAGCUACAGCAGGAUGAGGAAAAGCUCCUGACAUUGGACUAUGAUGCUGUGUGCCUCUAUGUUGGUGGUUCAGAAGAGGACUGAGCUUUGCAGUCCCUCCAAGUUUCACAGCAUCUGCAGGACAGAGACGCUCCCAGGCUUAGAAUCAAGGAAAAAGGCAGCCUGCAAUUUGUUUUUAGGAAAAGGUGUCGUAAGUGCCAAGGACUAAAAGCAGGUUUUGAUCAAGGAAGGAGGCUGCCUCCUUAUUCAAAAUGGAUUAAAUCACAAUGAUCUGGAAUAUAUAUAUUUGUAUUUUAUUGAAUGCUGGACCUGCAUUUAUUUGAGUUUUCUUCAUUAAUUUUUUUUAAAAACCAAUGACAAUACAUAAGAACAUGAGUAUCAAAGGACUGCCAGAAAACAAGACCGACCAUACAUAGUGAAUGCAAUCCGGUGUGCUUUCAAACAGUUGCAGGUCAACUCUUGUUCCAGACAAGCAAGAAAUUAGGCUGGCCCUAGAACAAAAAAGUCUUAUGUCAGACACAGUAUUCAAUAAUGCAUAGUACAGCUACGUCCAGAUUUUUAAAAUGGACUAUGCUCUAAUUGCUACAGUGUAUAUCUUGUUGAAAUAUGGAAGAGAGAUGGCAACUGAGCAGAUGGAAGAAGAAAAAGUGCAUUGAGUGGGGCCUUGGAUAUAUGUUUUUCUCUGGCCUUGGAUUUUCCAGAACUAAACACAUCAAAUGCUUCUUUUCACAGAACAAGGUCUUUGAUCCACAAAUAAGCAGAAGAGAAAUAGCUACAGUAUACAGGGUUUGUGCAUAAAUAAUUGCCUUCAUGAGGACUGAACUCUUAACCUAAAAAAUGGAAUGCCCUAAAUCAUUCUCAAGCUAUUUUAAACUGCAACUGCAUGAAGGACAUCAAAAUUGGCCAUAGACGUAUCCUCUUAAGAGGAUGUCUGUACAUUGUCAUUCAGAAAACUCUCAUGUAAAGUGCUCUUUAUCAGAAGCAUGUGAGGACUCUUUUCCUAUCUUAGCAGUGGCUGGUGUGGUGAUGGACUUGGUAAAAAUGAGCUACUUUGUAAAUCUGCAUCUUCAGUUGUCAUGGGUGAAUUUAAGAUUUUUUAAGUUAACUUGUAUUAGGAACAAAAUAAAUUUCUUUUUUCCUCCCCA
This is a messenger RNA of Anolis carolinensis (green anole), 2549 nucleotides long. It is a transcript of the gene gpkow, whose product is annotated as G-patch domain and KOW motifs. The transcript has 11 exons. The record is from RefSeq and is a predicted model, not a curated record. Bases 37 to 1488 code for a protein of 483 amino acids. Gene Ontology annotation, biological process: mRNA splicing, via spliceosome. Lineage: Eukaryota; Metazoa; Chordata; Lepidosauria; Squamata; Anolidae. Gene Ontology annotation, cellular component: spliceosomal complex. Gene Ontology annotation, molecular function: nucleic acid binding.